AUGGACGGAAUUCAAGUGGAUAUGAACCGCUUGAAGAAGGGUGAGGUCAGUUUGGGUACCUCAAUUAUGGCGGUGACAUUUAAAGAUGGUGUUAUCUUAGGUGCAGAUUCCAGGACAACGACAGGUGCGUAUAUUGCAAAUCGUGUUACAGAUAAACUAACAAAAGUUCAUGACAAGAUCUGGUGUUGUAGAUCAGGGUCUGCUGCUGAUACACAAGCAGUUGCUGAUAUUGUACAGUAUCAUCUAGAGUUGUACACAUCACAAUACGGAGAACCAACAACUAAAGUAGCAGCAUCUAUCUUCAAGACACUUUGUUACGAAAACAAGGAUAACUUAACAGCGGGUAUUAUAGUAGCAGGUUAUGACGAAAAGAAUGGAGGUGAGGUUUACAGUAUACCACUAGGUGGAUCUGUUCAUAAACAAUCAUAUUCUAUUGCUGGGUCUGGUUCAGCAUUCAUAUAUGGUUACUGUGACAAGAACUACAAGGAAAACAUGACCAAAGAGGAAACAAUCAAUUUUGUCAAACAUUCCCUAUCGCAAGCUAUCAAAUGGGAUGGAUCCUCAGGUGGUGUCAUUAGAAUGGUUAUCCUAACUGCAGAAGGUGUGGAACGUCUCAUUUUUUACCCAGAGGAAUACGAAAACUUGUAA
This is a messenger RNA of Kluyveromyces marxianus DMKU3-1042, 648 nucleotides long. RefSeq names its product proteasome core particle subunit beta 1 (gene PRE3). Gene Ontology annotation, molecular function: threonine-type endopeptidase activity. The record is from RefSeq and is a predicted model, not a curated record. The transcript has 2 exons. The coding region runs from base 1 to 648 and encodes 215 amino acids. NCBI's taxonomy places the organism in Eukaryota, Fungi, Ascomycota, Saccharomycetes, Saccharomycetales, Saccharomycetaceae. Gene Ontology annotation, cellular component: proteasome core complex.